Molecule: messenger RNA, 1242 nt
Organism: Lichtheimia ornata
Lineage: Eukaryota; Fungi; Mucoromycota; Mucoromycetes; Mucorales; Lichtheimiaceae
Exons: 8
Coding region: 1-1242 (413 amino acids)
Biological process (GO): regulation of DNA-templated transcription
Molecular function (GO): sequence-specific DNA binding; zinc ion binding
Source: RefSeq, a predicted model, not a curated record
AUGAUACGAUACAACAAUUUGGUGGACAAAGUCUUUAUUGACGGCUGUGGGCAAUCGAUCGCUGACCUUCUCCUUGACAAAUCCUUUCUGGAUAUGAUCCACCCUGAUGAAAGAUCCAUGGCCUACGCAGACCUUGUUAGUUUUUCAAAGGCUCAAACUUUGGCCGGCUCCAUUACCAGAUGCAGGCUUUUGUCUUUCAAGGAUAUCGCACUUCAACAAUCUAAGCCGCAGGUUCCUACUACUACCACCACCACAACUCCAUGUUUCAUUUCACAUCAAGUUACCUUUGAAUCCCAAAAGGUCGAACAAUGGAAAAUAGUGAACGUGGUCAUGUACAUUGUUACCGAUUCUCUCAUUCUUACUUUCUUCCAUGAAGCAGACCCAUCAUCACCCGAUGCAGACAGCGGCACAAUGACCGACACCUCCUUUUCGUGUGGUCAAUAUGGAUGCGACACCUACAGCAUGUCCUCGCUUGUUCAUACGCUGCAACGCCAUUAUCAAUCUUCAUCAGCAUCAUCAUCCAUCAGCUAUCAACAUCCACAACAGCUCUUUCGGAUUUUUGACAGUGAACGUCCAAUCGUUUCAUGGCCCAUGCACCAUAGCGAGGAGGUACUCGAUACGACCAAGCACAUCAUGCUCAAGGAUACGUUCAUGUGCUCGGACAAUCGCUGCAACAACGCCCAAGGUAUCUGUACACACCAUCAUCAUUCAAGUUCCAUUGUAGCGUUAUCACACGGUCUCCAUCGCAUCGAGAGAAUCAUUGUACCUUAUGGUGGUAUCGUGUUUGCAGCAUUUUGUAUCACGCCUAUUGUUCCACGUCAUUCGCAGUACAUGUCAGCUACUGCUACGGCUGCUCAGGAUCAUCAUCAUGAUACGUCGUCGUAUCAGCAUUAUAUCCAUUGUAGUGCGCCCAUGUUACCAUCUUCUGCAUCAUCACAUCAUGAACAGCAACCACAAGACCAACUCACUUAUAGCCGCUAUUCAACCAGCACAAUUGGAUUUGGACAAUAUCCAGUUACCUACAUGUCGCAACAAAAUGGGUCCUUGAUGAUGAGCGAUGAAAAUGAAGCCAUUACCAAUAGUGCCCCAGCUGAAUUGCGCGUAUGCUCAAAGUGUCGAACCACCACUAGUCCCGAAUGGCGGAAAGGUCCAUCAGGCAACAAAACGUUGUGUAAUGCGUGUGGUCUUCGGUUUGCUCGGCUUGUGCAAAAGGAGAAACGGCGUUUGUCUCGUUCACGAUAA